CAGUCGCAAGUUGUGACGUCGUCGCAAAGUAGUGCUUGUCCCUUAUGCAGCAACAGAAAUAGAUGCAUAUCAGCUGAUGGAGCAAAGCAUUUUUAUCACACUCACUAGUUGUUCACUUUUGAUUAAAUCAUGCGACACAAAAUGAUGUUGAUGCGGAGAUAACAAGCUCCUCUGCUUGUCUCUGGUAGUAUUAUUCCUCACGGUAGCUAGAGCAAGAUGGCUUUCCGUGCCGACGCUAUCGCAAACCUGCCGCAAACAGAGCAGGAGGAUGAUCUGAAUGUGUACAACCAGAGCCAACGGAAUGGCCCGUCGCAGAUUGGAACCUCGACCGAGUACAAAUGGGACAAGGAGUAUUGGGCCGAGAGUCGGGUGCAUCCGGGAGACCGCAACGUGUGGUACGCGUUGAACCCACGGUUUUCGGACCUAGCGAAGUACUAUGCGCGGCACGCACAGUGGGCGGAACGGCUGGUCCGCCGGCUGCUAGGGGAGGUGGAGAAGGAGGAGCGAAAAACGGCGGAGGUCGUAGACAAUAUGUACCAGUCCAUGGCGGAGCGGAUGGCACGUCGCUCGGCCGAGCUCGAGAAUCAAAUUUUCGUGCGGAACCCGUUCAUGGAGGACCCCACCAGCCCGGCCACGUUCGCGAAACGCCUGCAGGAAACGCUAGACCAGCGCGGCGCCAUCUUGCGUUCUCGAGCAAUGGCCGCGAGUCGCAAGUAUGCAAGCUUUUUCAUUUAUCGUGCGUUCGAGUACUUGUUGGAAGUUGAUGAACCCCAGACAGUAAUUAUUAACGUCUGCGUGUUGACAAGUGAUUUCCAAAAGAUGUUGGUUUUUUUCAUAUAGUACUUUUUUUGCAAUUUUGACGAGCCGCAACAGCCUUCUUCUACGCCAUAAAAUAGGGGCGGCGCAGUCGCUGGGCAAACGGGUGCAAAGCUGGGUGCGGAUGCGCUGACCCUGCUCGCACGGUGGUUUGAGUUUCACGUAAAGGAGCCCGGGGGCAACCACGACAGCAAGGCGCGGAUCCACCCCUUCACAUGGCGGACGCCGUUCUUGACCGAGAACGAAAUCAGCCAGGCCGACGUGUUGAAGAUUCUCGGGGGUCUCUUCGGGGACAAGCUUGUCACGGCGGGCGUCGGCCAUGCGAUGUUGGGCGGUACUGCAGCCUCGGCGGUCAUGGACGUGAUGCCGGGAAAGAACAACUCGGAGCUGCCGAAAAACGCGAUGUGGUAUGCGGAGGACGAGUCCCCCGUGAAGCCGUGCAACCAGAUCAAAGAUUUCGAGGAGUGCACGGCUGCGUGGAAGGACGACGACAAACGGUGCAAGUUUCUCAACACGGCAAAACCUGUAUGAGAAUGCACAACUCGACGUUUCCCUUUUUUCCCUCAUUUGUUGAACAAGGGCACAAGCAACAACAGAAGGAUCAGCGACGAACACGGAGCCCUGGCAUAGAAGGCCACAUGUUGCUGCGCCGAAUUAGGUCGUAUUGAUUGAGUGUUUCCAGAAUUAUUUGUGAUGCAACCAGUAGGUACCAAAAUAAAUGCAGCAACUAGAUUUGGCAUUUUGUAUGGCAAGCGAGGCCAUCAAGGGGAAGUACUAGUUGUGCACUCCCAUAACUCGGGGAGAAGCUCGACGGGGACGCGUACCUACAAAAGAUCGACAAAGCCGGCGCCAUGUCCGACGAAGCGAAGGCGGAUGCGUUGAAAAAGUACAACAUGCACGGGCGGUGCCAGAAGGUGAUGUGCCGCGACCACCUGAACGCCACGAGCUGCACGUCGGACGAGCAUAACGAGUGCGUGUGGCAGGAGGGGGACCUGCGGAGCGUGCGGUCCAAACCGGAGAAGUAUCGGGACUGGUUCGUGCAGACGCAGAGCAGCGAGGAAAACCUGAAAGAACUGGCGAAGCCGGAGAACGGGGUGGAGCGCCGGACGAUACGGAACUUGCUCGGGGGAAUGGAACUACCGCCCGACGCGGAAACGGACGACCCGCAGGCAGUCCGGCCCUGCCAGGAGCUGCGGCGCAUGCUGGCGCUGAAACGGGUCUCGGAGAAGAAGCGCAUGAAGCGGUGGGAACACUUACUCAACGCGGGCGUUUUAACCAAGGACGAGGUCACGUUGCAGCGGCGCGAGGGCGAGAAGGUGCUGAUCGCGGGAGAAAACAUCGUGAAGGAGUACUGCCCGAACGAACACUGCGAGGCCCGGCACGCCACGGUGCGGGCGUUGGACGACGAGCGGCAGUACAAGGAGUGGAUGGAGCUGCGGAACGUGAAAUUGCUCGGGGACGCGGAGAAGGCCAAGGAGGAGACGAAGACCAAAGUGAUUGAAGGCGGGCACGACGACCCGGAGGGCACCUACCUGGACGAGGAGUCGGGCCUGGAUCUGCGGAAACACUUCAAAAGCGGGCUGGAAUUCCACGAUUUGGGGUACGAACCCGGAAAAGUGAACGUGAUGGACGGGUAUUCGAAGAUGCUCGGAGUUCUGGACGGCAACUACGCCAUGGACGACUUCAACGCAAAAUUCGCGGAGGAAAAAAAGAAACUGGCCGGGCUGCAGGCCACGGACGAGGAGAAGGCGAUGGAAGAGAAAAAGAUGUUCGAGAAACUGCUGCACAAAGACCCCAGGUUUCGCCAGGACGGGGUCUUCAGCACGCGCCUGUUUCAGGAGGGCGCGGAGCCCGAGAAGUCGGACUUCGAAGAGCAGGAGGCCAUGAGUACCAACCAAAACAGCGAUACGGUCGCGAUGGGGGCAGAGGCGGAACAAGCAAAAGCAGACCGGGAGCAGGCGGAGAAAGAAGCCGCGAAUAAACCGCAGACGGAAAAAUCGGAAACUGGCGAACAAACGCUGACCACGAAAGAGACUGGCAGCACAAGCAGCAGUACAACAAGUCAACUCGAGGUGAACCGGGAGAAGGAGGCUGGUACGAGGAAAAGCGGUUCCAAGCUGUUGAGAGGAAUUGACAACGAAAGUAAAACAAAAAACUCGCCAUCAAGAAGUUCCAAGACUGCUUACGACAAGUCGCACUCUCAGGAAAGGCAUUCGUCCAAGCGAAACAAGAUUGAGGACUGGCACGAUCAUGUGAACGAGGGCCAAAAAAGGGCGCGCGCCGGGCUUGCAACUGUCACACGUGGGAACCACCAUGCGCCUGCUGCAGUGAACAGUUUCCGGAACUUUUCCCCUCCCCACGGACACGGACAUCGCACAAUAGCUGCGGCACGAAAGACGCAACAUGCGGCCAAGAAAAUGAUCAGAGGCCUACCAAUGGACGCAAGAUACUUUCCACCGAAGGAACGAUUACAAAGGAGUAAGCAGCCAUCCAGGAUUAUUACGGAAAUUGAGGGGGAUGCGCUUUUCGCAAAUCCAAAUACCAUUACUCCCAGUGCCAAUAGAAAGUGGAGAAACAACCCGACGCAUGUGACGGAGUUUUUGUCCGUCUCAGCCGAUGAUUCCGUUUCGGGAACGAGCGAUCAAACACACCAGCAGCAUCACGCCCGGCAUCGCAUUUCCAAGAAAGCAUCCUCCACGACGUCAAGGCAUAACCCCACCGCGUUUGUCCUGUACCGAGACCGGGAUCCCUCGUACCUGGAAGAAGGCAGCGACAAGGAAGGUUUCAUCAGUCGUGUGCGGGAGGGGGAGAUGCACGAUGAGGACAAGACCGGAGCCUUUGAGUGCGCCGGUCCGAAAAAGCUGGAGCAACUGCACGAGGUGUACGACGCCGCGCUGCAGAACAUCAAGAAGCACGCGUUUUCCCACCUCCCCGUCCGGUUUUGGGUGGACACGAUGAAGAAGCUGAACGGGAUCCCGAAGAGCUCCAAAGUCCGCACGACCGAGAUGACCGACCAGCAGCACUUCACGCUCGUGCGCGAGUCCCUUUCGUUGUACGACCGGGUGGUCGGGUUCGUGGGGAAGCUGCAGCGCAAAAUCGGCAUGGAACUGGUGGAACACGAAAUCAACCCCGGGCUGUACAGCGAAAUGCUCCACGACUCGAACACGCUGCGGGACGUCGCGAAGGAGCUGUUCGUCGAGCGGUACAAGUGCAAAGACGCACAAAAAAUGAACCGGUUUGCGCGCUUCAGCGACGAAAGCAGGACCAGCAUGUUUCUCGACAUUGGCAGGAGUGGCGGGAGUUCAGUUUCUGCCUUUGGUCGUGAUGAAGCCAAAAAUGUUGCCACGCGUCACCUUGUCGGAAGGAAGCGACAUCGAACGAGUUUCGGAAAUACCGCCGUCCACGUCCACUACAGAUCCGAGCCAGCGAGCGCACAGGAUCCGGGCCGCAAGGUUCUGAAACCUUAUGUCACGACGACUACCCAGUUCACCGGCACUCAGCAAAGCGAUGCAGCAUCUGGCUCUCUUAGUUUGAACAGACCAGAGGUGAAGCUGAAAAUUAUGGUCGAGGACGCGCCGCCGCUGCGAGCACGGGGAUUCGGGUGGCAUUUUUCUGCAAAAAUGGCUGCCGCGAUGGACCUCCACCAGAAUCCUCGAAGCCAACCUCUACUAGGAGCCUCUGGCGUGGACGGGCUGCUAGACUUGUCCCGAGUCGAAAGGGAGACGCACUUGUUUCCGCACGGCGUCACAUCCUUCGUCGCAGACAGCGACUACGAUCCGUUCACGAAAACAGGCGGAGUAGACACGGGAGCUACAACUUGUGGCCCUGAGGUAGAGGCUGGCGCGCCGUGCAGUUUCCGCGUCCCAUUCGGGGGCUAGCGCGAAGACAGCCCGAUCUACGAAGAAAGAGUUGUAUAAGUAUGCGAACUCCGCCUGUAAAGGUGAAGCCAUUUCUGGUUACCACUUUAUCCUGCAAUCCCAUGCUGAACUCUUUUUGUGUUGCAUAGUACGUACUAAUAAAUGCUGCACAGCAGCACGACUUUCAAUGUACAAUUCAAAAUUCCAUCUGUUUCGACGGUUUUUUGGAGGAACGGAAAACAAACGUACAAUGAAUUUCACCUUGCUUAUUUUGCAUUAUCUAAGCAUGCAGCCACUUCUUUUCGAUCAAGUGAGUCAGGUGCGUUCGCCGCCUGACUGGACCUGCGACAGGAAAGUUCGUCGUCUGCUACAGCAAAUAGAAAACUGUUCUCAAACGGAUCGCUGCAGGUACGGCGGGCGCUCACUCAAUUUAUACUUCGAGAGACCAAACUGCAACAAGGGGAGACGAAGAGUGAGCUUCUCGGCGUGGGAGGGUGUAUUGCUCACUGUCGAUUACUUAUUCGUUUUUGCACAGCACUCUCACAGUUCCUGGCUCACCGGAUAGCAUACCUCCACCAUCAUAGAAGCUUUCUUGGCAUUGCCUUUCUGUUUGUAAAUUCUUUUUUAGCUUGCUUACGAUUUUUUU
Amoebophrya sp. A120 is the source of this 5319-nucleotide messenger RNA. Lineage: Eukaryota; Dinophyceae; Syndiniales; Amoebophryaceae. The record is from the annotation of a GenBank genome assembly.